UGAGCCAGAGGGGAUGGGGAGUGACUUACACCCCUGAGAGAAUCUGUGCCUUAAAGGGGUCUUCAGUAGACAUGAGCUGCACUUACUCAUAUCCCACAUCUCACACAGUGCAGAAAACUUUCUGGUUUAUUCACUGGAACAAGCCACAGGAGCCUGAGGACCUGUCCCAGGACCCAGAGUACUCUGACCGUGUGGAGUACCUGGGGAAUCAGAACAGUGACUGCACUUUCAGAAUAAACCAACUGAGUGAAACUGAUUCAGGAACAUACCGAUUCAGGUUCCUGACUGACCUGACUGAUGUUGAAAAUUCUACUGGAGAACCUGGUGUCACAUUAGCAGUUACAGAUCUACAGGUGAUGGUGAAUCCUGACACAGUGACAGAGGGACAGAGUGUGAGACUGACCUGUAGCACCACCUGCACUCUGACUGGCAGCCCAGCCUUCAUCUGGUACAGGGACGGAUCUCCUCUGUCCUUCACUGAUCAGAGUCACCAGUUCACAGCCAGCAGUGAAGACCGAGGCAGCUACACCUGUGCUGUGAAAGGCUAUGAGCUUCGGUCCCCUGCAGUGGCUCUUAAUGUGAGAUGUCUUCAGGUGAAAGUGACAGAGAAUGAGGCACAGAGUGUAACACUGACCUGUAGCAGCACCUGCACUUUGAGUGGCAGCCCAACCUUUACCUGGUACAAGAAUGGAAAAGUUGUCCGCUAUCAAAAUAAAUACUCCCUCAAUUUAGCGAGCACUGAUGAUAUGGAUCGCUACUCCUGUGCUACAGGAGGAGUCACUUCCCCUGCAGUCAAUGUGAAAUGUGUAAAGGUUGAAAUGAAAUCUGACACAGUGAAUGAGGGAGUGAGGGUGACACUAACCUGUAAAAUCACCUGCACUGACCUGACUGGCAGCCAAACAUUCAUCUGGUACAAGAAUGGACAAUCUCCGUUUUACAUCGCCCAGAAAUAUGAAAAUCAUAACUACCUUCAGUUCAAAGCCAGCAGUGGAGAUGCAGGCAGCUACUCCUGUGCAGUAAGAGGCCAUGAGAAUCUCCCGUCCCCAGCAGUGACUCUCUAUCCUCCUCAGAGCAUCUUAUUAUCAGUGAGCUCCUCUGGUGAAAUAGUGGAGGGCAGUUCAGUGACUCUGACCUGUAGCAGUGAUGCCAACCCCCCAGUGCAAUACUACACCUGGUUUAAGAAUAACAGAGCUGUAUCCUCAGACAAACAAAAUGAAAUUAUCAUUAUUAAUGCACUCCAAGCUAAAAAGACAUAUCAAAAUGCUGCUGUUGCUUUUGGAAUCUUGUUUGUACUGUGUCAUUUACCCACUACGAUGAAAAGCUUCAGUACAUCCAGUUAAUUUUUU
Anguilla anguilla (European eel) is the source of this 1346-nucleotide messenger RNA. Its product is annotated as B-cell receptor CD22-like. NCBI's taxonomy places the organism in Eukaryota, Metazoa, Chordata, Actinopteri, Anguilliformes, Anguillidae. The transcript is spliced from 5 exons. The coding region runs from base 72 to 1340 and encodes 422 amino acids. The record is from RefSeq and is a predicted model, not a curated record.